Fonsecaea pedrosoi CBS 271.37 is the source of this 381-nucleotide messenger RNA. RefSeq lists its product as uncharacterized. Lineage: Eukaryota; Fungi; Ascomycota; Eurotiomycetes; Chaetothyriales; Herpotrichiellaceae. The coding region runs from base 1 to 381 and encodes 126 amino acids. The transcript has a single exon. The record is from RefSeq and is a predicted model, not a curated record.
AUGGCAUACAUCUUGGGGACCCUACUAGCUUGUCAGAAGGGUAUGUGCAGACGGAGUGACGGCACCUACCCGUACGACUCGAAACAUGCCGCGUACGACGGCUUCAUCGACAUCCUCCUCACCGCAUCCUCGGAGUUUACGCUGACCUUGCUCGGACCUAACCUUAUCACCGACCCAUACUCUUUGUGGCCAUCUCCGAGGCUCGUUGCGACCAACGGAUAUAAAGAAACCAGAUUUGAGAAAAAUGAGCGGUCCAAUGACGGGCUAGGAUGUGGCAGAGGAGUAGCCACAAAGCAAGAGAAGAUCAUAUCCGUCCAAAAGCGGCCCAAAAAGUACAUCAUCAGGGAGCAGGAUGUGGAAGCCAACGAGGGGACGUGCUGA